AUGACCAUUAAUCUUCGAAACCGUCACCCAAGGAAUCCUGAAGACUCGUCCUCAAGUAUUGGGAGUGAUGUUUCUGUGACAGAUCACCAUGCGGACUUGGGCCAAGCAUCCAUGCGAGACAGAGCCUUUGCAAACGGGAACUUUCUUGUCUCCACAAUCAAGCAUAUGCUUCUGUGGAGCCUAAAAACCAUCAAGCUGGUUUUUCGAUCAGCAAAGAACUUGACAAAAUUCGUCAUCGUCUUGGUCGUCAUACUCUCCUUCACUGCGCCGCUUAUUGGGUCCCUCUUCAUUCGUACAGUAACGCCUGUCUGUUACCUGCCAAUUUUGUUCAGAACGGACACGUGCAAAUGGCUAAUCGGUGUAGGCGAAGGUAAAGGUGGAUAUGAUGAACCAAAAUUCGACGAGCUCGUGGAUUUACAAAUUCAGUUUGACAUAAUAUUGGACCGUAUUAGUCUAGGGGCCCAUCUUGGCACGAAAAUACAAAAUUCUGAAGCAGCCGUGCGAGAUUUGAGUACAGCCGUCAGCGUAUCUCAGCUUCAGUUCAAGGAACAACUAGACUCAUCAUUGGACCAACUUGCGUCUUCUAUGAAGCAGAUUGUCCCACUCUUGAGCAAAAUGGUGGCGGCAAUCGAAGGCACAGUCGACCAUACAAUCAUCAUGGAUGAGCUUGCUGCUGAGGUCCUCCAAGCGGCGAAGGGUGAAAAUGAAUUGGGCUCACUCACAUUCAAUGUUUUUCUACCGUCUUACACCCCAUCAUCUACUGAGACGAGGGUCCUUGAGACCUUUGUAUAUGUUGCAACUACACUGGAACGGGAUAUAGAGCUGUCGAGGUUGGUUUCAAAAAGACUCGGCAGCAUCUCCACCCAGCUACAGAUGGUCAAUAGGGUCGUUUAUCAAGAGGAAAGGUAUAAAAAUGUUGGGAAAGCGGAUUUGUUGGCCGAACUCUGGAGUGUGCUAGGUGGUAACAGGACUAAACUCGCCAUAUUCGAAUCGAAUUUUGCACUUCUCGCCAGCCUACCGCGGGUACACAAAGCUGCAGUCGACCAAGUUGACCACAUCUGCGUUCACCUGGAGGCGCUCUCUAAUCGUAUGGAAAUCCUUCAAAGUGGAGUUGGAAAGGCCAUUGGAUCAACCGCGUCGGACGACAAGAGCCAAAAGAAGGCGGCUUCGCUCGAGGCGAAUAUUCAGUCGCUCCAUAGGGGUAUCACGCGGUUGACCGACAGCCGAUUGAAGGCAAAGGAGAAGAAGAAUCAGGUGCUGCAGCGAAUUACAGAGGAAUGGGAAUGGAGCGGCUUCCACCACCAAACUAUCAUUCGUUUGCAGCUGGCCGAUUAUGUCUGCGUGGCUAAUUACCACGGGGUUAUCGAAUGGCGAGCGGAAUCUUGGGUUGUCUCAAUGACGUUGAACUCUUAG
This is a messenger RNA of Acaulospora colombiana, 1413 nucleotides long. NCBI's taxonomy places the organism in Eukaryota, Fungi, Glomeromycota, Glomeromycetes, Diversisporales, Acaulosporaceae. The record is from the annotation of a GenBank genome assembly.